Onychostoma macrolepis is the source of this 4424-nucleotide messenger RNA. It is a transcript of the gene gnai3, whose product is annotated as guanine nucleotide binding protein (G protein), alpha inhibiting activity polypeptide 3. The record is from RefSeq and is a predicted model, not a curated record. Gene Ontology annotation, molecular function: GTPase activity; GTP binding; G protein-coupled receptor binding. Bases 553 to 1617 code for a protein of 354 amino acids. The transcript has 9 exons. Gene Ontology annotation, cellular component: heterotrimeric G-protein complex. Lineage: Eukaryota; Metazoa; Chordata; Actinopteri; Cypriniformes; Cyprinidae. Gene Ontology annotation, biological process: adenylate cyclase-modulating G protein-coupled receptor signaling pathway.
GUUCUGAUAGUUCGGACGUCAGUCACGCGCUUCAAACGGGAGAGCCUUCAGCGAACGAAACGUGUGAGUCAGUGCAUGGAAGUGAACGAGAACGAUUCGUUCAUUUAAAAGAUUCAUUCAAAAACACCGAUUCGUUAACAGCUCUAACUGUGAUCCACUUCAAGACAUUUAGCUACAUGUUAUGGAUACAGUCUUGGAUACCGUUUUUGCGUGAAAAAACAUAAACUGGCGUUCACAGCAGACCACAGAAUCUCAGCAGUGGAAACUUUUUAGUCACGGAAACAUUGUUCAUCUGGGUUUCUGGUUCUGGAUCCUUUGCUCUGUCCCAGCCAAUGUAGUAUCGGUGGGUCGCGGUCCCGUUUAGGCUUGGUGUUACAAGAACCGCCGUUUUAAUAUGUUAUAAGUAUCUAUUUUCAUACGCUGGCAUCAUCUCGUGAGAACCUGCCAACGCCUUUUCACCCCUUGGCUUCGUUAUUCUUCAAGCUGAAGGAAAAUUACCACAACGUCCAGUUUAAAAGGUUCUUAUUAAUCGUUUUAUAAACGUUUUGCAAAAUGGGUUGCACGUUAAGUGCUGAAGAUAAAGCAGCGAUGGAGAGGAGUAAGAUGAUUGAUCGGAACCUGCGAGAGGACGGAGAGAAAGCAUCCAGAGAAGUCAAACUACUGCUGCUCGGUGCUGGGGAAUCAGGGAAGAGCACAAUAGUUAAGCAAAUGAAGAUCAUUCAUGAAGAUGGCUACUCAGAUGAGGAGUGCAAGCAGUAUAAAGUCGUGGUUUAUAGCAACACUAUUCAGUCCAUCAUUGCCAUUAUCAGGGCCAUGGGCCGCUUAAAGAUCGACUUUGGGGAUCCUGCAAGAGCGGACGAUGCUCGGCAGCUCUUUGUGCUCGCCGGCACUGCAGAGGAAGGAGUUAUGACCCCUGAGCUCUCUGGGGUCAUCCGCCGGCUGUGGAAGGAUGAAGGAGUGCAGACGUGUUUCGUCAGAUCACGAGAGUAUCAGCUCAAUGAUUCAGCAGCCUACUAUCUGAACGAUCUGGAUAGGAUAUCCCAGCUCACCUACAUGCCCACUCAACAAGAUGUGCUGAGGACCCGAGUCAAGACCACUGGCAUUGUAGAAACACACUUCACCUUCAAAGAGCUAUACUUCAAGAUGUUUGAUGUUGGUGGCCAGCGUUCAGAACGGAAGAAAUGGAUCCAUUGUUUUGAAGGAGUCACUGCUAUUAUCUUCUGUGUGGCACUCAGCGACUAUGACCUGGUGCUAGCUGAGGAUGAAGAGAUGAACCGUAUGCAUGAGAGCAUGAAGCUUUUUGACAGCAUCUGCAACAACAAAUGGUUCACAGACACAUCCAUCAUUCUCUUCCUCAAUAAGAAGGAUCUAUUCGAGGAGAAGAUCAAAAGGAGUCCACUUACGAUAUGCUACCCAGAAUACUCUGGAACAAACACAUACGAGGAGGCAGCAGCAUACAUCCAGUGCCAGUUUGAGGAUCUGAACAGAAGAAAGGACACAAAGGAGAUCUACACACACUUCACUUGUGCCACAGACACCAAGAACGUACAGUUUGUGUUUGAUGCGGUCACUGAUGUCAUCAUCAAGAAUAACCUCAUAGAGUGUGGGCUCUAUUGAAGCAUCAUCUGUUUGCUGAGUUAUUUAUGGAAGAUUUCCGAGGUUCACUGACUGGUUAUUCCUGGUUUUGUCUGUUUCCUCUGUUGGCGAAUAAGUGAGAGAAACUUCCUCCCCGCUGCAUGCUCUCUUCACACUAAAUGCAGUACCUAUGCCCAUGGACAUUUUUUCCCAUAUCCUUCUUAACGACAAUCUGUUAUGGACAUGAUUUCUUUUUCAUUAUUUUAUUGCCAAUUCAGCUUCAUUCUGUUCAUUUUCUGUUUCCUCUGUAGGUAUUACAUGACACCACUAUGCAUAGAUCAUAAUCCACAAUAGACAGUAAUAACUAACCUCAGUUGCAUCAGAUAUCUUUGUUUUUGUUUUUUUAACACAGCAAACAGCAAAAUUUCGAUCUGAGUGCUUUUAAUAACAAUGUAUCAGGUCUUAUGGGAAAGUUACUAUUUUGCCAUGUUUCUCAUAGCAAUUACUUGGCUAAUUUAUUCAUUUUUAGGCCCGUCUUUAAAGUUUGCAUAUAUUUGCAUACUUCUCAGAAUUAAGCCGCUAGUGGUAGAACUAUUGUUGUAUAUUGUGUUAUAUUAUUGUCAUACCUUUAGUAAUUCACAGCCCAAUCACACAGCAGCAGUACACUGUUUAUUUUUUCACUAAUUAGACAUAGAUCACUUUAUGUAACACUUUAUAUAACCCACUAUUUUUGUAUCUCUUGAAGACCAGUAAAGGUGUGAACAAAUGUUUUUCUCACAGAUACAUUUCUGAAUGGUUCAGAAAUAAUGACCCUCUGUUGGGUCAAGAACACGUGGGAACAAAUGCCAUGAAAACAGAACAUGAUGGCCAGAUUUGCAUUCUUGAUGGAGUACAGAUUUUACAAGACUUGUUUGAUGUGCUUUUGUUUAAUCCUGUGGAUUUCAGUAUUUUUAAACAAAUUGACACAAUGUGAUCUGGUUUUUAAUACCUGUAUUUAAUAUGAAAAGUGUUGACAUCAAGUCAGAUGUUGCUUCCAGAACAUGCCAAACAGCCAGUUACCUGCAUGUGCAAGACAGAUUUUAUCCAUAUAUUAUGUAAAAAGUAUGGUAUUCCAAUUCUGGUACAUUCAUGUACUCGGUCUGGAUUCAUGCAACAAUCUGUGAUUUCUUUUCUAUAUCACUGUGCAUUAUUUUGUUUAACUAUUUCAGCUAUUUGAAACAUGAAAGUGCAAAUUAACAACUAACAUUAAUGAUCACUAAUAUGCUAAUAACCUGGUUUGUUUAGUUUUUCGAAAACCCUUUUAUAAACAUAUAGUAUAUACAUAAUCAUGGUCAGAAAUUAUCACACUCGAGUUGAAAAUAAUAUUUUAAUUUUAAGGCAAAUUUUUUCUAAGAAUCAUACCUAAACUUAUUUUAUUUGUCAUUUUUUAAUGAGAUUGUGUAUCUGAUCUAAUACUUCAAAUGUGCAAUUGGCAUUUUUGGAUCUUUUAUUUCCUGUUCCAGUUUCUCUGAUGGUGCCUGUGGCUCUAAAUAUGUAUAUAUGUGUAGUCUCACGAUUGUUAGAUAUCUUUACUACUCAUUUUUGCUGUCAUGAAGACACCUCUUUUUGAUUAUAUAAUACUCUUAGCAAAAAGAGUGUUUUGUACUGUGGUUCAUUUAAAAUUAGCUCUGACACAAAGGGUCGGUGUUUGAAAAUCCCAAUUAAAACAAUGUAAGGUCAGUGUUUUGUAAAAGUGCACAAUUACAGUAGCGCUAAUGGCCAGCCAUUUGCAGCACAUAAUAGUAAUUCAACACCAGCAACCAGUGAAAUUGAUGCAAGUCUUUAUUUCAUGUGCCUACAUUUACAUUCCAGAACAUCUCCACAAAUUCAGACCUCAGGUUUUAAACAAAGCAACAGGCCAUUCUAGAAUUUUCACUUGUUACUGUAAUACUGUAUCAUAAAUAUAUAGAUUUAUGUCUCCGUAUAUAUUUUAUAUAGAAUCUUUUUUGAAACAGAUUUUUUUCCUACUCUUAUUUACAAAACAUGCUGCCCUACUGUAUUUGGGGCUGAAAAAGAAAUGUCUUUCAUAUAUUGUGUGAGCUGGCUGAAUUCAAACAAUCAUGUCUUGCUGAUGUGCAAGUUUUAACUCUCUCAAAGGAAACCAGAUGCUGUACAUAUAAGAAUGUUUCUAAUUGCUACCAUGGGAUCUGAUGGGAUCCCACUUCAAUUUCUUUAAUACAGCAACAUUUAAUUGCAUUAAAUUUACUUUUCUUUUUCUGGAAAUGAAUGGAAAAACAUCUAACAGUCAAACCUCUAUAGGUUUAAUAUUAAACACAUUGAGAGGAAGCUUCUCUACAAGCAUCAAAAGUCCCCUUUCUUUGGUAAUCCUUCUCUCGUUCUCUGUACUAGUGGUUUGACAGGAAAUGUUUUAGAGUCCCUUGGCAGGGCAGAGGCCAUUAGUCUAAUCUGGAUCUAGUCUCUGAGGUUUGGUUAAGUUGUUGAGGUUGUUCUUUGGCCGGGGAUCCGCUGACCACACUUGACUGCUUGCUGUAGAGUUCACCUUUAUGCCACCCGUGGAUGUUCUUUUGUUACUGUGGCAACUUCACCAGAGUAAAUCCAAUCAUGCUGGUGGGGGUGGGGCAAUAAGAUCUGAAAAAAAAUAAAUAAAAAAAAUCAGAUUUUUUAAAGCCAAUUAUGAAAAAACUUUCUGAAAUCCAUCUACACUGGAAGCGUGGAAGCAUGUUUACUACCACGGACCAUGCUGAUGUUAGAAGUAUAGAAAUGGAGCAUUCAUCAACUGAAGGCGAUGGAACUUAUUUACUUAUAUAACGUUCCGUUCGCGUCCAGUGUUGACAGAGUAAAUCUGCUUU